AUGUCUAAAGCGCAAGAGAGUGUUAAAAGAGGGAAUGAGAAUUCUAAUGAGAACACGGGUCCAGAGUCAACAUCAAAUACACCGGAAAACAUUUCGGAUAAUGUUGUAAAUAAUCCCAUCGAAGUUUCCAAGGAUGAUGAUGGCGGUGUUGUGACCCAACGCCCUCCGCAAAAUUCCACUGAGGUUCUAAAUUUGCCUGAAAACAAAAAGGAAAUCGGUUCCCCUGGAAUCAUCGAUACGGUUCAAGUUAUCUCCCAAGAAAACGAUGGUAUUAUUUCGCAAGCUCACGUUGAAGUUACAAAUAGUAAUAUCCAACAUAAAUUGGAGGAUUCAACACUAACACUUAAUACAUCUCAAUCUAAUUUACAAGACAAAUCUUUCGACGCUGCAGAUAUGAUUAAAGGUCAGGGCGAAGGGUUAGCAGCUGACGUCAUUAGAACGGUUCAGAACCUGGAUCAUGGUGAAGGAUCAACACCUAAUGUCGCGAAGGAGACCCAAAGUCUAGAUAAUUCCACAGAACCACCUAAGGUGAUCGAUAAAACUCAGAAUCAAGGUGGAGGGUUUACAAGCUUGACGGAAACGGUUCAAGGUAUAUAUGAUGCCUCAGAACCUCCUAAUGUUACUGGUGAAACGCAAGUUCAAGGAGAGUCUACUUCUUCUGUUACGGUGGCAGUCCGAAGUCAGGAUCAAGAUGAAAAGUUAAUAAGUAAUUUUGCGAGAACAGUUCAAAGUUUAGAGAACGUCUUUAAAUCUUCCGGUGUUGAUGAAACUCCAAGUCAAGAUGGAAAUUUAAUAAAUAAUGUCACAGGGGACGGACUAGAUGGUGCUUCCAAACCUCCUGGUGUUAUCAGUGAAAAUAAAAGUUUAAUUGAGAAGUCAAUACUUAAUGUCACAGAAGUGGUGCAAAAUAUUGAUGUUACUAUUGAAUCUCAAACUCAAGGUGGAAAUUCAAUGGCUAAUGUUACAGAUGCGGCUCGAAAAUUUGAUACUAUCUCCAAGAUUUCUGGGGUUACCAUUGAAACUCAAAAUCAAAAUGAAAAGAUAUUCAAUGUCACGAGUACGAUCCAAAAUUCUGAUGAUAUCUCCAAGCUUUCUAAUAUUAAUGAAACUCGAAGUCAAAACGACGAGGUACCUAAUGUCACGGGGGUGGUUCGUGAUGCUGUUGAUGCCACCAAACCUUAUGAUGUCAUUGAAAAGGUACCUAAUAUCGCUGAUGAGGCAGUUCGAAAUUUUGAGAAUGUCUCCGAAUAUCCUGGUGUUGUUAGUGAAAAUAAAAGUAAAAGCGAAGAAUUAACACCAAACGUCACAGAAACAGUUCGAAAUUUUGACAACGCCACCGGAAUUAAUCACGAAAACCGAGGUCAGAUUAGCCCACUCGAACAUCUUGGAAGCACGGGUGAAGCUCAAGUUCAAAGUGGUGGAUUCGCUCCUAAUGUCACGGAAACGAUUCGAAAUGUGAAUAACAUUUCAGAGCUUCCUAUAGCAGUUGAUAAAGACCAAAGUCAACAUGAUAAACCAAUAUACAAUACCACAGAAACGAUUCAAAAUAGUGCUUUAUCAGCUUCCACAAGUUUAUCCUCUGCACUUCCUGAAAUUACAAAUGUUACAUCCGUAUCGAAGCAAACACAACGUGAAAAAUUUAAUGAUGUUGCAUCCCAUAAACCUGACCCUGAUGGAAACUCGCUGGUCUAUAUUGUUCCACAUAGUACUAUCGAGACUAUUUCAGAAUCGUCAGUCGUGUAUAAAUCUAGUGAUGCUCGGUUACAGCCCUCAAACGAAAUCUUGCCUCAUGAUCGCGACGUGGGUAAAGUCAAACCUCCGAUUCCUCCGAGGCCGAGGCUGAAGCCUAAGAAUAAAAGUCCUAUGACGUUUUCAAAUCAAAAUAUUAAUGAACAUUCUGGUAAAAGAAUUUCUAAUGACUCUAGCGAUAAGACUCCUAACACAUCACAACCUCAAAACAUUAUCAGUCAAGAUUUCAAUCAAAAAAGUUUCGGACCACAUACACCCGUUCAAGUUGUAGUACCGUCUAAUGAUUUACCGCAGUCGCAACAAAGAGUUGGUCAAGAUCAAAGGAAUUUUGAUGUAUCCGCACCGUUUGGACCAUAUUUUAAUAACGACGCUAAUAAAAAAACAUAUGACGUACCAGUACAACGGAACGUCAGUCAAGGUUUCAAUCCAAGUCAUAUUGCAGAUUCGACUAAUGACACACUCGUACAACAAAAUGUCGAUCACAUUACAUCUGCGCAGCAGCAUGCCGGGAAAGGUUUCUAUCAAACCUCUAUCACAGGUGUACCACUGGAGCGGAAGGAUGUUGCACCUGAACAAUCUAGUGUAAGUCAAGACUUCGAACAAAGGCCUAAUACACCUACGUAUGCACAAAUUGCAGGUUCGACUAAUAAUGAUGCGUUGAUGGGACAACGGAACGUCACUCCCGCACAAGUUAGGGAAACCGUGAAUCCUCACAACCUUGAUAAACCAGCCCAACAGAAUUUUGGCCAAGGGCCUCCUCCUAUUCCUAAAAGGCCUUCUAUCCCUCCAAGACCACCGAAAAAAAUAGUUAUACCUGUCGAAAAGAGUAACGAACCUUCAAAUACACCGGUGGUUAAUCAAAAGUUACCGGUAUCUACGCCUACAGAUAAUCCUUUUAGUGACAAGAACACUGUUGAUGGUAUUAGAAAGGAAUCAACGGAAAAGAAGAAUGUACAAAGUGCACGUGAAAAAGUGUCACCUGAGAAAAAAAAGAUUUUAAAUCCUGAGCAAGGUGAUGAACUUGUGACUCAAUUUAUUACGGAGAACAACAGAGCGGAUUAUGACUCUCCCGAUAAUAGUGAACAAUAUUCUCACGGGAGCCAAGCUAACUCACCUAGUCAAAAUAACUCUGUCGAAAUUUUUUCACAAACAAUUCCUUCGGACAAUGAUGCUAGAAAAAUCGGGAAAGAUUCUGAUUAUAGAGUAGACUUCAGAGUUCACCAUACCGAACAAACCCUCCGAGAAAAAGACGGAGAAAACGAUCAUCAAAGAAAGGAUUCACAAACUAGCAACGUUAAAUCAAAUGAAUAUGCGAGUGAUUCAAAUACCAUGACCAAAAAUAACGAAGAUGAUUCGUUUUACGAAACCUUCAAGAACAAUGGGUUUGAACAACAUAAUUCCCAAAGAAUUCCAGGUUCAAACGUUGGGCGCAAUCAUCCUCUAGAUUCCUCAGGAAAUAGCGACCACUAUCCCAUCAUUCAAGAAGGUAUUUCAGCUAAAUCUGAAGGCGGUAAAUCCUGGUAUAAUAAAAUUCCAUUUUUUGGUAGCAAGAAUGACGAUUCUUUCCAAACAUGCAAAGUUACUUUUCAUGUGCACUUGCCACAAAACGUUGAACGUCAUGGUCAGCCAAUGGUGAUAGGCAGUUGUGAAGAAUUAGGAAGAUGGAGUCAAGUUGGAAUCAUGCUAGAACAGCCUGAUAGAGGUCGUUUCCCAACUUAUUGGAGAUCAGAAACUGUCGAUAUU
This is a messenger RNA of Acaulospora morrowiae, 3492 nucleotides long. Lineage: Eukaryota; Fungi; Glomeromycota; Glomeromycetes; Diversisporales; Acaulosporaceae. The record is from the annotation of a GenBank genome assembly.